AUCCCGGCUCGUGUACCACGUUUUUAAGAAUAGUUCUGUGUAAAGUAAUUAAUUACUUUUUACGAUGCCUAAAUCGAGACGAGACAAGAAAGUGUCCCUCACCAAGACCGAUCGAAAGGGUCUGUCCAACAAGCAACAGAUUAUCGAGGAUAUUCAGCAAUGCCGGGAAAAAUACGACAAUAUAUUCCUGUUUUCUGUACAAAAUAUGCGCAACAGCAAGUUGAAGGAUGUGCGAACAGAGUGGAAAAAUUCGAGGUUCUUUUUCGGUAAGAAUCGUGUGAUGCAAUUGGGCCUGAAGCUGGUAAGCGAUGACGAAAACGAAGAAUCCACAAAGCUGGAACACGGUAUGGAGCGGCUGAGAGAACAAAUGAUGGGACAGUGCGGGUUACUGUUUACGUCGGAGAGCAAGAAAACUGUGCUGGAGUGGUUCGAAACGUACCAGGCCGAAGAGUUCGCCCGCAGUGGGUUUCGCGCAACUCAAACGAUCAAGCUUAUGCCGGGCCCGUUGGAGGACUUUUCGCAUGCAAUAGAGCCACAUCUGCGCUCUUUGGGUAUGCCUACCAAGCUAGACCGCGGUAUCGUAACGCUUUAUAAAGACUUUACAGUGUGUGAGAAGAAUAAGUUGCUCACACCGGAACAAGCAAGAAUUUUGAAGCUGCUCGGCAAACCGAUGGCCAAGUUUAAGGUGAUUAUCAACUGCUGUUACACGAAAAAGGACGGAUUUGAGUUGAUCAACCAGAGAGCUAUUGAGGUGACGAAAAAGACAAAAAAAAUAAAAAAAUCGGUAAAUAUUGCGGGCCUCAAGAAUACGAAACAAUCGCUAGAUGCUAUGAGCGAGGACGAGGACGAAGUUGAUGAUGCGAUGGAUGAAGAUGAUGAUGAUGAUGACGAUGAAGAGUCAGACGAUGAAUCGUAGAUGGGUCCAAGCCGUAC
Molecule: messenger RNA, 933 nt
Organism: Anopheles maculipalpis
Lineage: Eukaryota; Metazoa; Arthropoda; Insecta; Diptera; Culicidae
Gene: RpLP0-like
Product: mRNA turnover protein 4 homolog
Exons: 2
Coding region: 65-916 (283 amino acids)
Biological process (GO): ribosomal large subunit biogenesis; nuclear-transcribed mRNA catabolic process; ribosomal large subunit assembly
Cellular component (GO): nucleolus; preribosome, large subunit precursor
Molecular function (GO): RNA binding
Source: RefSeq, a predicted model, not a curated record